Molecule: messenger RNA, 1572 nt
Organism: Tauraco erythrolophus (red-crested turaco)
Lineage: Eukaryota; Metazoa; Chordata; Aves; Musophagiformes; Musophagidae
Source: RefSeq, a predicted model, not a curated record
AUGCGACAGAAUAAAGUGCAACCUUUUUGCAGUUUCACAGUCAGCACAGCUGAAGACAGAUCUCAGACAGUGUUUGUAAAUAUAGGCCAUCAAGACUCAAGGAGGUUGCUUUGUUCAGCAAUAAUUUUACCCACUAAGCAACUGCGAACCAUCUCACCAGAGGCCUUGAGUCUAGAGCAUCUGGAAGAGCUGCACAUGGUAAAGCAGCAGAUUGUAAGCAUCCCCAGAAACAUCAAUUGCCUGAGGCAUAUGAAGAUCCUCUGCUUGGAUCAGAACCAUAUACGGGACAUAUGUGAAGAACUAGGGAAGCUGAAGUGUUUUCUGAGCUCAGAUUUAAGCAACAAUGCCCUCUCUUGUAGUUCACUGCCUGCUGUCAGCAAGCUGCAGUCCCUUCAUCAGCUCAGGCUCUAUUAAACAAACUUGCAUGGAAUCCCAGUGCAGAUCUGUGAAUACCUCCAUCAUAUUGAACUGCUUGGCCUUUCUGACAACAGUCUCAAGUGUCUGCCUAAAAAAAUAGUGAACUUGACAAAACUCAAGGAAAUUUACUUCCCAAAAAACAGAUCUGAGAGUUUUCCCAAGGAGCUUUGCCGUACUGCUGAUUUAGAAAUAAUAGAUUAGGAAAAAAAUCUAGUCAGUCUCAUCCCAGAAAAGGCAGGCCUUUUGACAAACUCAGUUAAGCUAUUUUUAGCUUUUAAUGACUUAUCCUCCAUUCCUCCUACACUGCAACACUGCCAGAAGCUGGGUCUGGGUCUGUCUCACAAUCUCCCGCACAAGCUUUCCCCACGUUUGGAGAAUCCCACUGAAAUGAGAGUACUCGGACUGUCUGCUAACAGCCUGGAGCAGUUCCCGCACCAGAUCUGCUGUUGGCCAUUCCUUUUCUGUGUUCAUCCAAGGAACUCCGGACUGCACACAGUACCCGGGUCCUUCACCAGAUUAACCAGUGCCAGGAUAUUAGAUCUGAGUGAAAAUUGCUUUGAUGAGAUUCCUAAAGGAAUAUGCACUAUGAAAAAUCUGGAAGUAUUUGCCCUAUAUGACAAUCAGAUACAGGAGAUACCUGUGAAAGAACUGACGAAUUUGAAAUGCCUUAGCCUGUCUGAAAACCGAUUCAGUAUCUUUCCAAAGGAAAUCUUUCUUCUGGAAUCAUUAGAGAGAUUAUACCUGGGACAAGAUAAAGGAAUUAAAUUCACAAGUCUGCCAGGAGAUAUCAGCAAACCGCAGAAUCUGAAAAAAAUGCAUAUGGAGAAUAAUUGCCUGGAGUACCUGCCCACAGCCAGCUCACUGACCCACUUGAAAAUACCUGACUGUCGCAAGCAUCUCCUUAAACAGGUCCCACUCUGUUGGCAAAAACUGGUCAUUCAGAACAAUUACCUGUCCCAGUUGCCUGAGGAUUUGGACAGUCCUCAGCAGCUGGAGCUGGUCCUUGUGGAUGGGCACCCUAUGACAGACCCUCUGACGGAAGUGUGCUGUCAGGGGGCAUCUGCCAUCUGGGAAUACUUAUGGGAAAAAAAGGAAAAGAAAGGAAAAGGAAAGGGAAAAGAGAAGCCUGUAAAAGCAUUGAAAGCCAAAAAGUGA